AUGGGCAACACAAUCGCGCUCCCAGUCAUCUGCACCGCAUCCGCCUACUCCAUUCCACUGCUGGCUCGGGCACUCUACCGGACCUGGACGUCCCUAGUGCGAUUCAUCGAUGGCCCGGCGUCAGCGAACGUCGUCUUUGGCCAUUCCAUUGUGCUUUCGGAUAUACCAGAGCAGGGGGACCAAUGGCGAAAACGCUACGGCGCGACCUUCAUGGCCAAGGGCCAGUUCUUGGCAGAUGACCUGCACACGACGGACCUGAAGGCUGUCGGCCAUGUCCUCGGCCACGCCUCGGUGUACUCGAGAACGCCCGCGUUUCUCGGGAGCCUCGACCGUAUCCUCGGCAAAGGACUGCUAUCCGUCAGCCUGGAUCCGCAUAGACGUCAGCGCAGAAUUCUUAACCCUGCAUUCAACCUCCAGCGAAUCCGUCUGAUGAACGAGAUCUUCAUGAACAAUGCGAUUCUCGUGGGUCUUGAUUCGAUGGCUGUGCUGUGUGGACGCGACUACUAA
Molecule: messenger RNA, 507 nt
Organism: Mycena citricolor
Lineage: Eukaryota; Fungi; Basidiomycota; Agaricomycetes; Agaricales; Mycenaceae
Source: the annotation of a GenBank genome assembly